This is a messenger RNA of Fonticula alba, 1377 nucleotides long. RefSeq lists its product as hypothetical. The transcript has a single exon. Bases 1 to 1377 code for a protein of 458 amino acids. Lineage: Eukaryota; Rotosphaerida; Fonticulaceae. The record is from RefSeq and is a predicted model, not a curated record.
AUGUGCGACACCUGCACCAGCGAAGCCCCACACAAGUGCCUCGAAUGCAGCCCCGCCAUCCGGUCCUACCUCGUCCACGAGACGUGCUCCACCAGCUGCCCGGAGGACGGGCACUUCAGCCAAUGGACCGGCAGCGACUUCCUGUGUCCGGCCUGCUCCGAGGGGUGCAAGCUGUGCACGUCCGCCGACUGGUGCGACCUCUGCCAGGCCGGCCACACCCUGCACCAGGGGGCCUGCCUGCCGGAGGGCGCCUGCCCGGCCGGGACCUUCACCAAUGUCGGCACCUGCCGGGCAUGCAGCGACGCAUGCGCCACCUGCUUCGGCCCGGGGGCCACCCGCUGCACCGGCUGCCCGGCCAACCAGGUCCUGUCCCUGGGCCAGUGCCUGGACGCCUGCCCAGUGGGCCAGGUCCUGUUCCUGGGCCAGUGCCUGGACACCUGCCCGGCCGGCAGCGCCGACUACCAGGACGACGGGAUGUGCCGGGCCUGCGCCGAGUCCUGCGCCCAGUGCACCGGCCCCGAGACCGACCAAUGCACCGGCUGCAUGGAAGGCUUCCUGCAGGACUGGUCAACGGGCGAGUGCAUGUCCGUCUGCCGGGAUGGCUUCGGCCCGUCGGCCGACCAGAGCCGCUGCGAGCCUUGCCAUGGCAGCUGCGCCGGCUGUGCCGGCGGCACCGGCCCGGCCCACUGCACCGCGUGCGCCGACCCCGGGCAUGUCCUCCAGCCGGGCGUCGGCUGCCUGACCGCCUGCCAGGCCGGCUUCUUCGUCGAGGCCGAUGUCUGCUCCGGCUGCCACGAGACGUGCGCCGAGUGCGCGGGCCCGGCCGCGGCCCAGUGCACGGCCUGCUCGCCGGCCCGGCCGUUCCUCAUCCCCGGCGCCGGCUGCCAGGCCACCUGCCCGAAUGGCAGCUACCCCGAGGCCGGCGGGUCGUCUUGCGCGCCGUGCCAUGCCGGCUGUGAUGCCUGCACCGGCCCCGACGAGCGCGACUGCACCACUCCGGUGCCCGAUGACAGCAGCGGCAGCGGUGGCAGCGGCAGCAGCGGCAGCAGCGGCAGCAGCGGCAGCAGCGGCAGCAGCAGCAGCGGCAGCAGCGGCAACGGUAGCGGCAUCAGCGGUAGCGGCAUCAGCGGUAGCAGCAGCAGCGGCAGCAGCGGCAGCAGCGGCAGCAGCGGCAACGGUAGCAGCGGCAGCAAGCCCUCCUCCGGCCGGAACAAGACCGCCCUGGCCAUCGGCCUCGGGGUGGGCCUGUCGCUGCUGGUCAUCCUCAUCGUGGCCGCCGUGGUGGUGGUGUUCCUGCGGAAGGCCGCGGUCGGCCGCGGCGCCGGCAAGUCCGGCGCCAGUGCCGGGUCCAUGGAGAUGGACACCCUUGGAGCCUGA